Molecule: messenger RNA, 1575 nt
Organism: Colletotrichum phormii
Lineage: Eukaryota; Fungi; Ascomycota; Sordariomycetes; Glomerellales; Glomerellaceae
Product: putative O-methylsterigmatocystin oxidoreductase
Exons: 1
Coding region: 1-1575 (524 amino acids)
Molecular function (GO): iron ion binding; heme binding; oxidoreductase activity, acting on paired donors, with incorporation or reduction of molecular oxygen
Source: RefSeq, a predicted model, not a curated record
AUGAUAUCCGUGCAUAGCACACGCCUCGCCGCGAUCCUCCUCCUCCUAGCCGGCGCCGUCACCAUCCAUGCCCUACGGACCCGGCGCACGCGCCCACGCAACCCCGGAACCCAGCGGGGCCUCCCGCUCCCGCCCGGCCCCCGCGGCGAACCGAUCCUCGGCCACCUCCGCAUCAUCCCGACCGACAACCCGGAAUACGCCUACGCCGCCUGGUCAAAGGAGUACCGCUCCGAUGUGCUCUACUUCAACGUCCUGGGCCAGCCCGUCGUCGUCCUCAACUCUGUGCGCGCCGCCGUCGACUUGCUCGAUAAAAGAGGGGCGAAUUACUGCGAUCGCCCGCGCUUUGUGCUAUUUGAGGAGAUGGGCUGGCGCAAGACGUUGACCUUUUUGCGAUGGGGCUCGGAGUUUCGUAUGCAUCGCAGGAUCCUGCAGCGGAGCUUUUCCAAGACGAGUAUUCAGAUGUACCGCGAGCUACAGGAGAGGGAGGCCUUGGUUUUGUUGAAGGGCAUUAUAAGAGACCCCGGAUCCUGGGAGACGUCCCUUCGGAGAUUCGCGACCGCCGUUGUGAUGAGCAUAGGUUUCGGUGUCAAUGUGGAAAGUGAUACCGACCCGUACAUCCAAAUGGCCACAGACGCGUCCUACGCCCUCGGCCACGGCGGAGCCCCGGCCGGGACUCUCGUCGACUUCUUCCCCUUUGUGCGGUACCUCCCCGACUGGCUAGUCCGUGACCGGUCGCUCCGGUUCGCACGGGACUGGAGCUGGGCUAUCCGCCAGAUCCACGAUGCCCCCUACGCCGCCGUGACCGCCAAGAAGACCCAGGACCAGGAGCACAGCCUCAUCAAGAUCCUGCUCGAGCAGAGAGCAGAGCAGAUCAAAUCCGGAAUGACGCCGGAGCUGUCGGUAGAUGACAUCAAGGGCGCAGCGGGGGCGGUCUACGCCGCGGGACAGGAUACGACGUGGUCCACGCUGGUGGUCUUCGUGCUUAACAUGGUUCUCCACCCCGAGGUCCAGGAUAAGGCGCAGAGGAUGCUAGACGAGGUCGUCGAGGACGGGAGGUUGCCGACAUUUGAAGAUAGGCCGAGGCUGCCAUAUAUUGACUAUAUCGUCCAGGAGACCCUGCGGUGGUGCCCUGUAUCCCCGAUCGGCGUGCCGCACCGCUCGCUCGAGGAUGAUGUCUACGAUGGCAUGUUCAUACCCAAAGGGUCGUUCGUGUACGCCAACGCGCGCGCGAUGACGCAUGACGAGCGGACGUACGCUGAUGCCGGGACGUUUGACCCAGAUAGGUAUAUUCCCAUCGUGGAGGGCGGCCGCGGGGAGCCGUUUCCGGUGGGACAGUUUGGCUUUGGGAGAAGGGUUUGUGUUGGGAGGCACCUCGCGGAGGCGAGCGUCUGGAUUGCCAUCGCGUCAAUGUUGGCGACGGUCAGGAUUGAGAGAGCUAGAGGGCCGAGGGGGGAGGAAAUUAUACCCCUUGUUGAGUUGACGAACGGGCUUACUAGUCAUCCGAAGCGUUUUCUGUGCCGGAUUAGCCCCAGGAGUUCUCGUAGGGCAGAGAUAGUUAUUUCUGCAACCCGAUAG